UGAUCCCAUUGAAAGGAGGCAGAGCUUCCAGCAUUUCAAGUCCUGAUUUGCUGCCCCUCUCAGGGUCUGACAGUCCCUACAUUCCCCUAAAAAGGUUUCGCACUCCCCAGUCAGUCGACAAGGGGGUAUCACUUCUCAAGACAACCCCAGUAGGACCAGACCAGAGAGAGAGAAGAAAGGGGGACAGGAGGAGAGGAGAAAAAAAAAGAUCAGAAGGACCUGGGGGUUUGCAAAACAUACCAAAAAAAAAACCCAACCCAGAACAUAUCUAAUCCUGAAAAUACGUCCCAAAAACACAAACUAAUGGCUUUAUAAAGAUUGAAGUUCUGUUAGGGGUCUUUGCCCUAUCUUUGAAACCUUGUUGCAUUCCAAGAACUAAGUUGGAGACCCCCUAAAGUAGAAGAAUUGGCCCCCCACGGUGGAGGACCUAACGACCAUGGAUUCUCACAUACGAUGGAAAAGGAGAAAUUGGAUAAAAGACUGGUCCCUCCUUCUAGCAUUAUCCCUCUCUAUAUGUUCUCAGUGCCAUGCAGCUGAACCCGCAGAUAUCUUGAAGGUAUUAGAUUUUCACAAUUUGCCCGACGGUGUCACGAAGACAACGGGCUUUUGCGCCCACAGGAAGUCUUCCAAGGGACCAGAUGUGGCGUACCGGGUGUCUAAGGAUGCCCAGCUUAGCGCCCCUACCAAGCAACUGUUUCACGAUACCCCAUUUCCAGAAGAUUUCUCCAUUUUGGCCACUGUGAAACCCAAAAAGGGAAGCCAGUCCUUCUUGGUGUCCAUCUACAACGAGCAGGGGACCCAGCAGAUUGGAGUGGAGCUGGGCAGAUCCCCUUUGUUCCUUUAUGAAGAUGACAUGGGGAAGCCAGGACCCGAGGACUACCCUCUGUUUAGAGGCAUUAACUUGUCUGAUGGGAAAUGGCACCGAAUAGCAAUCAGCGUUCAGAAGAAGGAGGUAACGCUGAUCCUGGACUGUAAAAAGAAAAUCACCAGGGCUUUGGCCAGAAGCGACCAUCCCACCGUAGACACCAACGGCAUCGUCGUCUUCGGGACCAGGAUAUUGGACGAGGAAGUGUUUGAGGGAGAUAUCCAGCAGUUCCUCAUCGUAUCAGACGCACGAGCGGCCUUUGACUAUUGUGAACACUAUAGCCCUGACUGUGACACCGCUAUCCCAGAUGCCCCUCAGUCUCAGGACCCCAACUCAGAUGACUAUUAUCAAGAAGCAGUAGAAGGCGAAGGAGAGGGUUAUUACUAUGAAUAUCCAUACUAUGAAGACCAAGACGAAAAGGCCGUCACCAGCAAACCCGCCAGUGAAAAUGCAGAAGUUUUAAGGCCGGAGCCAGAAAUUGAAGAGGAGACACCCGCACCCACCGAAGCGCCCGCCGUUAUUGUUACGGAUGCCCCGGAAGUUGUGAUCAACAUUGAAAGUCAGACGGUGAACCCACCCGUCGAUGAGUACAACUAUGAAACUAUCCAAGAGGAGUAUUACACCCCAAGUUAUGAAGACGUUAACUAUCCAGAGGUAGAAGAGACAGACGGUACAGGCACCAGGGAGGAAGUCAGACCGGCCCCCGAAAGUACUGUCGCCACCGUCAGCGCAUCCAAUGGCACAUCGGUAAGCAGCUCGGGGGGAGCCCACAAGGAAGGUGACGCCAAUGGCGACUUCACAGAAGAGACUAUUGAGACCUAUGACAUAGAUUCCGAUAAACUCGAUUACUACGGCGUGGACGAUGACUUCAUCACAACGGGCAAUGGCGGUUCCUUGGAUGGCCUGCCAGCUGUACAGAACCCAGACAUUGAAAUACAUGGUGGCGCUCGGGGAGAGAAGGGACAGAAGGGAGAGCCGGCUAUUAUCGAACCAGGAAUGCUGAUUGAAGGCCCCCCAGGCCCAGAAGGUCCAGCUGGAUAUACCGGCCCACCAGGAACCACAGGACCUCCUGGUCCAGCUGGAGACCCCGGAGAAAGGGGACCCCCAGGAAGAGCAGGACUUCCAGGAGCUGAUGGAUUGCCAGGACCACCGGGGACAAUGUUGAUGUUGCCGUUCCGGUUCACCGGAGGUGGAGAUGGAAACUCUAAAGGUCCCCAAGUGUCUGCUCAGGAAUCCCAGGCGCAAGCGAUCCUUCAACAAGCCAGGCUUGCGCUGAGAGGACCCUCUGGUCCCAUGGGUCUUACAGGAAGACCAGGCCCAAUGGGUCCACCAGGUCCUUCAGGAUUGAAGGGAGAAUCUGGAGAUUUGGGACCACAGGGUCCACGUGGAACACAAGGUCCUCCAGGUCCAUCAGGAAAAGCAGGCCGAAGGGGCCGUGCAGGCAGCGAUGGUGCUCGUGGUAUGCCAGGUCAAACUGGACCUAAGGGUGACCGAGGAUUUGAUGGUUUAGCUGGCUUACCUGGAGAAAAGGGACAUCGGGGAGAAUCUGGCCCAUCUGGUCCUCCAGGUCCACCAGGAGAAGAUGGUGAAAGGGGCGAUGAUGGAGAAGUUGGACCAAGAGGAUUGCCCGGUGAGCCUGGACCACGUGGAUUGCUUGGACCCAAGGGACCUCCAGGCCCUCCCGGACCUCACGGUGUUGCUGGAAUGGAUGGACCAGUUGGCCCCAAGGGGAACGUGGGACCUCAAGGUGAACCCGGCCCUCCCGGCCAACAAGGAAACCCCGGCGCUCAAGGUCUCCCAGGCCCACAAGGAGCCAUCGGUCCCCCAGGAGAGAAGGGACCACUGGGAAAACCUGGACUCCCUGGCAUGCCUGGCGCUGAUGGCCCACCAGGUCACCCUGGUAAAGAAGGCCCCUCAGGAGAAAAAGGAAGCCAGGGCCCUUCAGGACCUCAAGGGCCAAUCGGAUACCCAGGACCACGUGGUGUAAAGGGAGCUGAUGGGAUCCGUGGCUUGAAAGGAACAAAGGGGGAAAAGGGUGAAGAUGGCUUUCCUGGAUUUAAGGGCGACAUGGGAACUAAAGGAGACAGAGGUGAAAUUGGUCCUCCUGGUCCCAGGGGUGAAGAUGGCCCAGAGGGUCCAAAGGGACGAGGUGGUCCUUCUGGAGAGAACGGUCCACUUGGCCCAGCUGGUGAAAAGGGAAAGCUCGGAGUGCCAGGUUUACCAGGAUACCCAGGAAGACAAGGUCCAAAGGGUUCCAUUGGAUUCCCAGGAUUUCCAGGAGCGAACGGAGAAAAAGGUGCAAGGGGUACCUCUGGGAAACCGGGUCCAAGGGGGCAACGAGGUCCAACGGGUCCACGUGGGGAAAGAGGUCCAAGGGGAACAACAGGAAAGCCAGGCCCCAAGGGUAACUCUGGAGGGGAUGGCCCAGCUGGUCCACCUGGUGAAAGGGGACCACCCGGACCUCAAGGACCCACAGGAUUUCCAGGACCGAAGGGCCCCCCUGGUCCGCCAGGGAAAGACGGAUUGCCCGGUCAUCCUGGACAGAGAGGUGAAACUGGUUUCCAAGGAAAGACAGGUCCGCCAGGACCCCCCGGUGUUGUCGGCCCUCAGGGUCCUACUGGAGAGACUGGUCCAAUGGGUGAGAGAGGACAUCCUGGCCCUCCAGGUCCUCCUGGUGAGCAAGGUUUGCCUGGUCUCGCCGGAAAAGAAGGUUCCAAGGGUGAUCCUGGUCCAGCAGGUCUCCCCGGUAAAGAUGGACCUCCAGGCCUGAGAGGAUUUCCUGGUGAGAGAGGUCUCCCCGGUCCGAUUGGCGCUCCUGGUUUGAAAGGCGGUGAAGGUCCUCCCGGACCACCAGGCCCAGCAGGCUCUCCUGGUGAACGAGGAGCUGCCGGCCCAGCAGGACCAAUUGGACUUCCCGGGCGACCAGGACCACAGGGGCCACCAGGACCUUCUGGGGAAAAGGGUGCACCAGGUGAAAAAGGACCCCAGGGACCUGCAGGUCGUGAUGGCAUCCAAGGUCCUGUGGGACUUCCCGGUCCAGCCGGACCAGUUGGACCACCAGGUGAAGACGGAGAUAAGGGUGAAAUAGGAGAACCUGGACAAAAAGGAAACCGAGGAGAGAAAGGAGAACAGGGUCCACCAGGACCAUCUGGACCCCAAGGUCCCAUUGGUCAACCUGGGCCAUCAGGUGCUGAUGGAGAACCAGGUCCCAGAGGACAACAAGGUCUUUUUGGUCAGAAAGGUGACGAAGGACCUAGAGGUUUCCCUGGACCACCAGGACCAGUUGGAUUACAGGGUUUACCUGGACCGGUUGGUGAAAAAGGAGAAACAGGAGAUGUUGGUCAAAUGGGUCCCCCUGGUCCACCAGGCCCUAGAGGCCCCUCUGGUCCCCCUGGAGCUGAUGGUCCACAAGGUCCCCCUGGUGGAAUUGGUAAUCCUGGCCCUGUGGGAGAGAAAGGAGAGCCUGGAGAAUCAGGAGAACCUGGACUUCCUGGAGAACUUGGUCCACCAGGUCCCAAAGGUGAAAGAGGUGAAAAGGGAGAGGCAGGUCUACAAGGUGCAGCAGGCCCACCUGGACCCAAGGGUCCUCCAGGAGAUGAUGGUCCAAAAGGCAGUCCCGGUCCUGUUGGAUUUCCUGGUGAUCCUGGUCCUCCUGGUGAGCCCGGACCUUCUGGUCAAGAUGGACCACCUGGUGACAAAGGAGAUGAUGGAGAAUCUGGUCAGCCUGGAUCGCCUGGUCCUACUGGAGAACCCGGCCCAUCAGGUCCACCUGGGAAGAGGGGACCUCCUGGCCCAGCAGGUCCUGAAGGAAGACAAGGAGAAAAGGGUGCCAAGGGUGAAUCAGGCUUAGAAGGUCCUCCUGGAAAGACAGGCCCAAUUGGUCCUCAGGGAGCUCCUGGAAAACCUGGCUCUGAAGGUCUAAGAGGAAUACCUGGGCCCGUAGGCGAACAAGGCCUUCCUGGUCCUUCCGGCCCUGAUGGACCAAGUGGGCCAAUGGGUCCACCGGGUUUGCCAGGACUUAAGGGAGAUUCUGGUCCAAAGGGUGAAAAGGGUCACCCCGGAUUGAUUGGUCUCAUCGGACCUCCAGGUGAACAAGGAGAAAAAGGAGACCGAGGCCUUCCUGGUCCACAGGGUACUCAAGGGUCUAAGGGAGACCAGGGUAUUGUUGGUCCAUCUGGCCCCUUCGGCCCUCCUGGUCCUCCUGGCUUACCGGGUGGUCCUGGACCUAAAGGUGCUAAAGGGUCAUCGGGUCCAACUGGUCCUAAGGGUGAAACUGGAGUUCCUGGCCCACCAGGUCCUCCUGGUCCACCUGGUGAAGUCAUACAGCCACUGCCUAUGCACUCCUCAAAGAGAAGCAAACGUAACAUCGAUGCUAGCCAAGUGGUCGACGACGGGAACGCAGACAACUACAUGGACUACGCAGACGGCAUGGAAGAGAUCUUUGGCUCUCUGAACUCUCUUAAACUGGAAAUCGAACAAAUGAAACACCCAUUGGGUACUCAGGGAAAUCCAGCCAGGACCUGCAAGGACUUACAGCUUUGUCAUCCAGACUUCCCAGAUGGUGAAUAUUGGAUCGAUCCCAAUCAAGGGUGCUCCAGAGACUCCUUCAAAGUUUACUGUAAUUUCACGGCCGGUGGAGAAUCCUGCAUCUUCCCCGACAAGAAGUCUGAAGGAACCAAACUGGCUCGUUGGCCCAAAGAGCUGCCUGGUUCAUGGUAUAGUCAUUACAAGCGGGGUUCGAUGCUGUCCUACGUGGACGCAGAGGGAAACCCCAUCGGUGUUGUCCAGAUGACUUUCCUGAGGCUCUUGAGUGCUUCUGUCAGCCAGAAUAUCACCUACAACUGCUACCAGUCGGUCGCAUGGCAUGAUGCCACCACCAACAGCUACGACAAGGCUAUCCGCUUCCUGGGGUCCAACGACGAAGAAAUGUCGUACGACAAUAAUCCGUACAUACGGGCUAUAAUGGAUGGAUGCGCAUCAAAGAAAGGUUAUCAAAAGACUAUUCUAGAACUCAACAGUCCCAAAGUGGAACAAGCUCCAAUUGUAGAUAUCAUGUUCAAUGAUUUCGGAGACGCAACGCAAAAAUUCGGCUUUGAGGUGGGACCAGUGUGUUUCGUGGGCUAAAAACUGCUCUCCAAAAUUAAAAAAAAAACAAACAAAAAUAUAUAUAUUUUUCUCUUUAAAAAAAAAAAAAAAGAGAAAAGAGGCCAAUAUCAUAACAGAACAUUACGUCUCCAAAUGAGCAACCUUGAAACCUCAUCGCAGUUUUUAAAUUUUUUUAACAUUUUUUUACACGCACGUUCUAAAACUGGGACGGUGAAGGGUUCAAACCCACAUUUUGUUUUUUUCGCCUCUGCGCCUGGACCAUCCAUUGUAUAAGGGAAAUUCGAAAAAAUUUGAAAUUCAAAAUUUGAAAUUUUUUUUUUAAAAAAAUGACAUUUAGAGACUUUGGAUCACAUGACCUAAACACCAACACUUGACAAUCACAUAACACGAAGCUUAUCCGCUCUCCCACCCGUAUGAAGCAAUACUCCCGCCAACACCAAGAAGACGGUCUCUAAUCCUCCGAAGAUCAAAGCAACUUUUAUUGGAGAUUCUUGACAUCAACUCGGAACAUUAAGGGACUUUUUUUUUCACAACAAUGUUUCCAAAUUAAUCAUGACAGUAUUUAAUAGGAAAGCACAGGGUGCAAAGGUAUGCAUCGGUGCGCCUGCUGUCCCUCUGUAUUAAAGGUGCUUAUAUUUUUGUAUGUUUGUAAGUAUUUGUAUUGUAUAUUAUUUUUUUUUAUUAUUUUAGUUUUUUUUUAUCAGCAAAAAAAAAAACAAGAAGAUUUCCUGGCUUUAAAAUUUGCAUGUGACCUAGUCUUAAAAUGAGCAGAAAUAUAAAGUAAAUUACUUUCAAUUUUACACCAAUGUGAAUUUUUUAAAAAAAUAACGCAAAUGUUUUGAAAGCUGCGGUACAGUCCCACUAACACACCACACUAUUAUUAUUAUUGUUUUUGUUUUUUUUUAAAGAAAUUAAUUUGAAAAGGUUUCAAAACGGUCUGUGUAAUGUAUUUUUAAUAUUGUAAAAGGAAGAGGGCAGACUUUUAUUGGGUUUUUUUUUUGUAAUGAAAUCGCUAAAUUUACAGAUUGGUAAUUACAGAGCUCAUUUUGUCAUCCUGUCGCUUUUUUUUUGGUUUGUUUUAAGAAGAUUUUGUCGACCCGCCCUCUGUCCUCGCAUUUCGCAGACAGAUAUUUCAAUAAUAACAGGAAACGUGUACUGUGUAAUUAAACCACUUUUAGCCUCAAA
This is a messenger RNA of Spea bombifrons (plains spadefoot toad), 7156 nucleotides long. Its product is annotated as collagen alpha-1(V) chain-like. Bases 437 to 5989 code for a protein of 1850 amino acids. Lineage: Eukaryota; Metazoa; Chordata; Amphibia; Anura; Pelobatidae. Gene Ontology annotation, molecular function: extracellular matrix structural constituent. The record is from RefSeq and is a predicted model, not a curated record. The transcript has 66 exons.